GGGCGCCGCGCCCAUCCCGAUGGCCGGAGGCGUCUGAGGGGCGGACGGCGGCGGGCGCGGGCGGGAGCCGGGCGGAGCGGCCGGAGCGAGCAGGCGCCGCGGAGCAGAGCGCCCGCAGCGCAGCCUGGAGCGGCGCGGAGACUGACUUACAUGUGUUGGAGACCAGACCCGAAGUGCUUCUGAAUUGAGGUCCCGGAUUCUUUGAGGUUGCAGCAAGCAGCUCCGAGGCCGGAAGAUGAGCGAACUCGACCAGUUGCGGCAGGAGGCCGAGCAGCUGAAGAACCAAAUCCGGGAUGCCAGAAAGGCCUGUGCAGACGCGACCCUCUCUCAGAUCACAAACAACAUCGACCCGGUGGGACGGAUCCAGAUGCGUACCAGGAGGACGCUGAGGGGUCACCUGGCCAAGAUUUAUGCCAUGCACUGGGGCACGGACUCGAGGCUGCUCGUCAGCGCCUCCCAGGAUGGCAAGCUUAUAAUCUGGGACAGCUACACCACAAACAAGGUGCACGCCAUCCCUCUGCGCUCUUCCUGGGUCAUGACCUGUGCGUACGCCCCGUCUGGCAACUACGUGGCCUGUGGCGGUCUGGACAACAUCUGCUCCAUUUACAAUUUGAAAACUCGCGAAGGGAACGUCCGCGUGAGUCGCGAGCUGGCUGGGCAUACAGGUUAUCUGUCCUGCUGCCGAUUCCUGGACGACAAUCAGAUCGUCACCAGCUCUGGAGACACCACAUGUGCCCUGUGGGACAUUGAGACCGGCCAGCAGACCACCACGUUCACAGGCCACACCGGGGAUGUCAUGAGCCUGUCCCUCGCUCCUGACACCAGACUCUUUGUCUCUGGUGCUUGUGACGCUUCCGCCAAGCUCUGGGAUGUGCGAGAAGGGAUGUGCCGGCAGACAUUCACCGGGCACGAGUCGGACAUCAAUGCCAUCUGUUUCUUUCCAAAUGGCAAUGCGUUUGCCACCGGUUCCGACGAUGCCACCUGCAGGCUCUUUGACCUCCGCGCCGACCAGGAGCUCAUGACCUACUCCCACGACAACAUCAUCUGUGGCAUCACCUCCGUCUCCUUCUCCAAGAGCGGCCGCCUCCUCCUGGCGGGGUACGAUGACUUCAACUGCAAUGUGUGGGAUGCGCUGAAGGCCGACAGGGCAGGUGUCCUGGCUGGUCACGACAACCGCGUCAGCUGCCUGGGAGUGACCGAUGAUGGCAUGGCUGUGGCCACGGGGUCCUGGGACAGCUUCCUCAAGAUCUGGAACUAAGGCCAGCUGGCGGCCACCGCAGUGACUGGAAGAGCAUUCCGACCUUGAAGCGCCACAGUGACCGCGUCUCCCGUCCGACCACACUAGCGUGGACACCCGCACCCUCAGCACAUCAGAAGGGCAAGACCUUCCUGCACCCGUCGCUGAACCAAGAGCACAACCCCCGAGCAGGGCCGCGUGCGGCGACCAGAGCGAGCUGUGCUUUCCUCCCGGGGCCAUCGUCUUUGUCUCCUUCUUGUCUUGAAUGAAUCCUAAGAGGAAAUAUUAUAAUAAAAUGUUACCUAGAAGGCAAAGGAGUGUCGUUUGAGGCAGACACCCUCCCAUUGGUUCCUUUCAGUUUUAGACCCGUGACCCUGUUCUGUGAUG
Messenger RNA from Ochotona princeps (American pika), 1624 nucleotides. RefSeq names its product G protein subunit beta 1 (gene GNB1). Gene Ontology annotation, molecular function: signaling receptor complex adaptor activity; protein binding. Gene Ontology annotation, biological process: G protein-coupled receptor signaling pathway. Gene Ontology annotation, cellular component: heterotrimeric G-protein complex; cytoplasm. The record is from RefSeq and is a predicted model, not a curated record. Lineage: Eukaryota; Metazoa; Chordata; Mammalia; Lagomorpha; Ochotonidae. The coding region runs from base 236 to 1258 and encodes 340 amino acids. The transcript is spliced from 12 exons.